CAUCCAACGCCAUAAAACUGAGGUUUCUGACUCCCUCACCGCGCACCUGAAGGCAGCAUCACAAGUAAACAUUUUAUAACAAAUCAUGGCUGCCCCACUGGUCAGGAUUCUCUCGAAGUCUUGCAGACAGAUCUGUAGACCAUGGGGUGCAUCCCAGACUGGAUGGAGAAGCCUGUCCAACAGACCUGCCCCAGAUGUGGUAUCAGACCAGGCAUGUGGGGGGGUCUCCUUUCCUCCCCUUCAGACGUUUUCAGAAGAAGAGAGCAUGAUGAGGGAAGCAGUGAAGAAAUAUGCACAAGAGCGCAUUGCUCCAUUUGUGUCAAAGAUGGAUGAAGACUCUAAAAUGGACGCGGAAGUCAUAAAGUCUCUAUUUGAACAAGGGCUCAUGGGUAUUGAGAUUGAUCCAGAGUAUGGCGGCACUGGUUCAACAUUCUUCUCCUCCAUUCUGGUCAUUGAAGAGCUGGCAAAGGUGGACGCAUCUGUGGCCGUGCUGUGUGAUAUCCAGAACACACUGAUCAACACGCUGUUUACCAAUCUGGGAACACCAGCACAGAAAGAGCAGUACCUCAGCCGACUGUCAACAGAUAUGGUUGGAAGUUUCUGCCUCUCUGAAGCAGAAUCAGGGAGCGAUGCUUUCGCUUUAAAGACACGUGCAGAAAAACAUAAAGACUAUUACAUCAUUAAUGGAUCCAAGAUGUGGAUCAGCAACGCAGAGCAUGCUGGUGUUUUCCUGGUGAUGGCCAAUGUGGAUCCCUCAGCUGGAUACAGAGGCAUCACCUGUUUCCUUGUGGAUCAGGGCACAGAGGGUCUUGAGAUUGGCAAGAAGGAGAACAAACUCGGCCUGCGAGCGUCCUCCACCUGCCCACUCAACUUUGAUAAUGUCAAGGUACCAGAGAAGAACAUUCUUGGUCAGAUUGGUCAUGGGUACAAGUACGCCAUCGGGAUGUUGAACGAAGGCAGGAUUGGAAUUGCUGCUCAGAUGGUCGGGGUGGCACAGGGCUGCUUUGACCACACUGUCCCCUACACCAGACAGAGGGUGCAGUUUGGAAAACGUAUCUUUGACUUCCAGGGCAUGCAGCACCAAAUAGCACACGUAGCAACACAGAUUGAAGCUGCUCGGCUGCUGACGUACAACGCCGCUCGACUGAAAGAGGCUGGGAGACCCUUCAUUAAGGAGGCCUGCAUGGCCAAAUAUUUCACUUCAGAGGUUGCAACCCUAACAACGUCAAAAUGCAUUGAAUGGAUGGGAGGGGUUGGCUUCACUAAAGACUACCCCAUAGAGAAAUACUACAGAGACUGUAAAAUCGGUACCAUUUAUGAGGGCACCACAAAUGUCCAGCUGACCACUAUGGCGAAGUUCAUUGAUAAGGAGUAUGACUACUGAGCCUGCUGUUUGCACUCUGACGUGAUACACUCCAUAUUUCUUUCCUCAGAUGACUUUGGUGGGAUGCGUUGACCGUAGAUCUGCUUUUAUGUUUCUAGAGUUUUGUUGCAGUUUCAGAUGUUUGCCCUCGAUAUCACUAACUCCUACUCUUGAUUUGUAGUUCCCACUGCUCAUGUUACUGAAGUUGUUACAUUUCCCCAACUGUAGGGUGAGGCUGAUCUGGUUUAAUCACUGUUAUCUUAGACCUUUCCAAAAGUGAGGAAUGAAAUAGUGCUAUUUUUUUUCCUAUUUAGAGCUGUACUACUUCCCUUUUAUGUCCUUUUCUUCCUUUUGAUCAAGAUGUGGUGACACAUUAUGAAAUACAUAUCAUAUGUUGCAGUAUAAUUUUUUUUUCUUUUCUUUGAAAGUUUCAGUGCCUUCAGAAGGUCUUCAAUGCCUGAGAUCAUAACUCUUGAGUUUUGUGUCUUUCUUGGUGAAUAGUGUCACGUAGCUGGAUUAUAACAUUUCACUCAUUUAUAUUCUCCAUGAUUACUGUACAGUUCCCCAUUGGGAAAAUAAGGUAGUGUAUUAACUAUACCAACCAGUCUGUCCAUAAGUUUUAUCAAUAAAAUCUAAGUAUCCUGUUGUGUCUUUAA
This is a messenger RNA of Notolabrus celidotus (New Zealand spotty), 2019 nucleotides long. RefSeq names its product acyl-CoA dehydrogenase short/branched chain (gene acadsb). Lineage: Eukaryota; Metazoa; Chordata; Actinopteri; Labriformes; Labridae. Gene Ontology annotation, molecular function: acyl-CoA dehydrogenase activity; flavin adenine dinucleotide binding. The coding region runs from base 86 to 1384 and encodes 432 amino acids. The record is from RefSeq and is a predicted model, not a curated record. Gene Ontology annotation, cellular component: mitochondrion. The transcript is spliced from 11 exons.